CUCCUCAGUGCUUCCAGGUUUUCCGUGGUGGUCUAGCUUCAACUGACUCAUGAUUGAAAUCACUACAAUCUCCACAAAACCCCUUCUGAUAAUUAUCUAAUGUUUGUUAACUUCGUGAGUUCUAAUCACUUUGAAUGUUCUGGAACUUUCCCUCUCAAACUUUAUUUAUCCGAAACAAAAAAUUUUAUAACCUUAUUAGCAUGUAUAAGUAUGUCAAUAUCUUUAAUAACGUUGAUUUUCAAAUGUUUUAGGUUGUAAGCAGCUGACAAGAACCUAACGAAAUAAAAUGAAUUCAUAUUAUUAUGCACCAAUCUUCGUUCUUGCUCUCUCUAAGAUAAUAAAAGAAACUAUGUGUAUGAAAUCACUAAAGAUAGUUGAUGUAAAAUGAUUACAGACAAAUAUCCUUUACGUUUUUUUGCCGUUUCAUUCUUCGUCUGCGCAUGUCUAUACAAUUCCGCAUUUUAUCCACAUGGUUGGGUUAUAAUCAUUACCUCAACCAUUCAGACAAUAUUUCUCCAAUUAUGCAUCACAUUUACGUGAUUUAUUCUAUUACAUUGAUUACAACUCGAUAUCUUAUAACAGUUUGCUUUUACAUUUUAAAUUUACAAAGGACAUGAACCAGAUAUAUUUACACCUAAACCGAUACGAAAAUCCACAUUUUUAACAUUGUUUAAUUUAUUAAUUCAUAUUUGCUUGAUUUUACCCACUGUAACACAAAGAUUAUAGGUGUAUAAAGCUGUAGAACGUGAUGACAAAAUUUCUGUAAACUGUUCGCUCAAAAAUUUCUUGUUUUUAAACAGUGUAUAGGGAUCUUGAAACUGUUAAUUUGUGAUAAGUGCUUGGCUAUUGAUCACCUAUCAAAAGAGUACUUUUUAUCUUGAUAACCUGUUUUAAAACACAAGUUUCUUUUACGGAAUGUUUUUUUUAAGAUCUGGCAACCAUAUAAUCUUUUAAUCUGUGAUGCAUUAAUCUUUCGUUUAUUUCCUUUCAGAUCAUAACAGUUAGAUGAGACUUGAUAUUGAAUUUUCCGGUGGGGCUGAACUUUUAUUCAACAAGCAAAAAGAAUAUCAAGUUGAUCUACCACCCACAGUGAUUCGACUAGGUGAUUUGCUUGUUUGGUUGGAGAAAAAUCUUUUACGAGAACGUCCUGAACUUUUCUUACAAGGGAAAAGCGUUCGACCUGGGAUUCUCAUUUUAAUCAAUGAUGUAGAUUACAGUUUAUUGGGUGAGAAUGAUUAUAUUUUGAAGGAAAUGGAUAAAGUUAUAUUUAUAUCUUCAUUGCACGGUGGUUGA
Messenger RNA from Schistosoma spindalis, 1293 nucleotides. Lineage: Eukaryota; Metazoa; Platyhelminthes; Trematoda; Strigeidida; Schistosomatidae. The record is from the annotation of a GenBank genome assembly.